UGCGAUUGGGAAUGGUGGGUUCAAAAUUGGCUGGGUCGAAGUGGAACGAGAGGCUUCAGCGGUGAAUCGGACAGAGAAUCGAUCAGUUAUGAUGUAGUUAUUGUUGGAGCUGGACCUGCUGGGCUUUCAGCUGCUAUACGAUUGAAGCAAUUAUGUCGCGAGAAGGACGUUGAUUUAUCCGUUUGCGUCGUGGAGAAGGGCGCCGAAGUCGGUGCUCACAUAUUAUCAGGAAAUGUAUUUGAACCCCGGGCACUAGAUGAACUUUUUCCAAAAUGGAAGGAGGAAGAGGUACCCAUACAUGUCCCUGUAACUUCAGAUAAGUUUUGGUUGCUCACCAGGACUCGUGCAAUUUCCCUUCCAUCUCCUUUCAAUAAUAGAGGAAACUAUGUCAUAAGUUUGAGUCAAUUAGUCCGUUGGUUGGGGCAGAAAGCUGCAGAACUGGGAGUUGAUAUAUACCCAGGCUUUGCUGCUAGUGAGAUUUUAUAUGAUAAUAAUGAGAAUGUAAUUGGAGUUGCAACAAAUGAUAUGGGCAUUUCCAAAGAUGGUUCAAAGAGGGACAAUUUUCAGCAGGGUGUAGAAUUGAAAGCUCGUCUCACACUUCUUGGUGAAGGGUGUCGAGGGUCAUUAUCAGAGAAAAUAAUUAAAAAAUACAACCUAAGAGGGAAGGUUCAAGGGCAACAUCAAACUUAUGCUUUGGGCAUUAAAGAGGUGUGGGAAAUUGAUGCAAGCAAACAUAAACCUGGUUGUGUAAUUCACACCUUGGGUUGGCCUUUGGAUCACAAGACCUAUGGGGGAUCCUUCCUAUACCAUAUGCAAGAUAGACAGAAUAGAGAGGAUGUCUGA
Molecule: messenger RNA, 843 nt
Organism: Thlaspi arvense
Lineage: Eukaryota; Viridiplantae; Streptophyta; Magnoliopsida; Brassicales; Brassicaceae
Source: the annotation of a GenBank genome assembly